Messenger RNA from Hyalella azteca, 2911 nucleotides. RefSeq lists its product as uncharacterized. The coding region runs from base 658 to 2196 and encodes 512 amino acids. NCBI's taxonomy places the organism in Eukaryota, Metazoa, Arthropoda, Malacostraca, Amphipoda, Hyalellidae. The record is from RefSeq and is a predicted model, not a curated record. The transcript is spliced from 3 exons.
AUAAAUUUUGUGAGCAGCUCUUUAGUUAAUAAGUACGCUAAGAAAUCAUACAACUAGUGACAUCAUAUUUAAGAACAUUGAAAAAUUCGCAAGGUGGCGUAAAUCAACGGAUGAGAUCAAGUAAUAUAUUAAUUCGUGCUGGUUUUUGAACAGUCGAAAUGUUCUUCAAGAUUGUGGUAGCGCUUGAUCGUCGCCAAAGCUCAGAAACAUAUCGCCUGUAAAAACUUGACUGUUCUACAGCAGCCUCUAGGUGGAGGUAGCCCUACUAUCGAAAAUACUCAAUAUAUAGGGGUUUUUAGGUGUAAUAUUGGCCCAGCAUUUAGGGGCAUUCAGUCAAUGACAUAGGGUAUUUCAAGCAAGUCCACUAUCACAGACUAGUAAUCAGGAUCUACGUGUACUUAGGCCGAUACGUUUUUUGAGGCCACUACCUGCUUGUACAAAGGCCGCUUCGUAUACUAAGGUCACUUCAUGUACUAAGGCCGCUGCGAGUACUAAGUUCGCUACGUGUACUAAGUUCGCUACGUGUACUAAGUUCGCUCCGUGUACUAAGUUCGCUACGUGUACUAAGGCCACUACUCAAUCGAGUUUUUAUAGUACGGCCUCAGCUCUGAACUUUCAAGCCCUUGCUGCGGUAGCCCUGUAGGCGUCAAGUGCACAAUGGUUGAGGAAGAAGCUUGGGUUAGGCCGCUGUCCCCCGGUGAGGUGGUACACGAGAUCGGGCAAGCCAAGCACCAGCACCAACUCUGCUGCUACAGGCUCGGUCUCUGCAGCGCCGAGGCUCUGAUGGAGGACCAGAUUACCUCUGCUCUGUCGGCUCUCUUCAGAACUUGCCCACACCUGCGACUUUGUAUUGUUGAACGUGGUGGGGAGCUUUGGUUCCGGAACAUGGCGCAGGAGUCCGUAGACUUUAGCAUUUCUUCGAACACUAACGCAGCAGAAGAAAUAGAACGUCAGGUAACGACGUCGUUUGUGUCGAGCAAAGGCCCUGUUUGGCGCGCCGUGUGGCUUCCGUUCGUCGAGUAUGUGGAAGACACCGAAGCUGAGGCCGAAAAGAAUACCUCGCUACCUGUCGAAAAAACCGACAAAAAAACAAGAGCAAACUCAAAAAACUCUGAGUGUCAAGAAAAAGUUGCUGUAGACGGUGUCAGUCGUCAUUGGUUGCCGGAAGUCGCUGAGCAAUUCUCACAUACCUCAACGUUGUUACUUACUUUUCAUCACUCGAUCACCGAUGGAUUUACUUCGCUGAAAACGUGCGAACAACUGAUAUCUCUCCUGAAUGUCACAGCGUGUGCAGGCAAGGUUCCUAACUGCUCGCAACAGAUUGGAGAAUUCAGCGAUGGCGCAGAAACGAUUCGUCUUGUUCAGGAGAGGAAUGCGUUUUUAGAGAAACAACCAAAAUUAAGGGAAAUGAUUGAAAGGGACAUCGCGAGAAUUUCGCAGUUUCGAAGCAUUUUCACGGACACUUUCCCUAUUUCACCUGAGGAGCAGCGGAAUCGAACAUCAAGUAUUGUUCGCAGACUUUCCAAGGAUCAGACCCAGAAACUCAUGAAGUUCUUUCGGGAAGAGAACAUACGGUUUAAUUCCGGUUUCAUAGCAUUGGUGAACCUUACCCUUGUGGAAAUGUUGAAGAAGAAAGGCGUGAAGCAGCGGUUGUUUGAAAUAUGCAGCUUCAACGCCAUCAACAUGAGACGGUACUGGAAUGGCGAUUCGAGUCGCGCCCUUGGCUGUCAUUUUGGACCGAUCUCCCUUGUGAUGGACACAGCCUCGAGCAGCGUUCACCAGUUUCUGGAAUACGCUCAUGAUGUCCAGACUAACAUGCUGGAUUAUAUUGCCCAGCAUAGGGCGCUGGACGAAUGUUUAUUUCUGGAUGUGAAGAGAGGAACCAACCACUCUAACAUGGACGAAUUCUUUGCAUCGCCGCCUCUUCAUCCUCAGUUCUGGUAUUCGUUGACGAACAUGGGUGAAGUUUCAUCCCUCUUGCAAGGCUUGGGUGACAAGGUUCAGCUUGGCUGGAUAUCGAGACACAAUUCUUUCCAUCGGUACAACAGCACCUUUGUAUUUGCGGUCCAUACGUACAGAAAAAGACUGUAUUUCACAAUGGACUUUAACGCAAGGCUCCUUUCUAAAAACGUUGCAGAAGACGUCAUCGCGACGCUCACUAAUCUCAUGUUUGACAUCGUACGUCAGAUGAGUUGAUAUGCGUCAUCGUAAAAUUAGCUACCUACAUGUGCGAGUUCCCUAUUGACCAUUUGUUAAUAUAUCUUGACACGCAUGCUGUAUCAAGAAUUUCAGGGCGUGUCAACUGAAAAAGUGAAUGAAUGUGCAUUAAAUGAUUAAGUUUACAGCAAGCUUUCAAUUAUUAAAAGCCUUUACGUCAGGUCAUUUAGGACUAAUCAUUAUAAUGCACUGCACGGUGAUUCCAAUUUGCAUGUAAAUGUAAAUCGUGGAGCAUUCACAUGAUAAAAAACAAGCUAUAUAUAUGAGGUAGAAUGUUUUGCACAAGCACACGCAGUUUCCUAUCUCGCCAGUUGCCCGUCUGCCGGAUCCAUGUAAUUAUUGCAAGCUUCGUGACCGAAAUAUCAGAAAAUUAUUAAACUAUCAGAGCACUUAUUAUUAUUAGUGCUUUGUAUAAAUAUAAUAAUAAUUAUUAUUAAUAUUAUUAACUAUCAGAGCACUGGUGACGAAAAGGAAUUGUCGAUCAGGUGCAAAUAGACGCUAAUCACGUUAACAACGUAUUUAAAUUAUUACAAUGCAAGCAAUAACUGUGAUUGAUAAAUUAAGUUGAAGUCACUUCAUCCAUAUUCAUGCUGUGUAUAAUGUCGUAAGAGGUUGUUUAUAUACGUAAAAUGUUGGCCUUUGCAAUCAGUGCAUGCGAGUUGGUCAUAAGCUUAUUUAAUUUCAUGUUUGUCUU